CAUUGAAGCAUUGAUGCUAUGAAGAUGGACGCUCAUGUCGAAGUUACCACACAGCGAGCUGAUUUAUAAACUGCCGUAGCCAUUUGCCCACGUGUAUGGGCAACGAAUACACAAAGCCGUUAAUUGUUUUUCCUAUUUAAUCAUUUUUUAACCAUUUUGGAAAUCACAAGGCAUUGAAUUUACCGUGGGAACAAUAUGAAAAUACAGUUUUAAAAGCAACAUUUUCCAAGUUUUGCCAGAACUUCCUACAUCAGAAUGAAGGAACGGACAGAUGCUCCUCAGGACCGGGGCUGCCUGGUGGGGAUCUGUUUCUUCAUUCUGGGCCUGGGAACACUGCUACCAUGGAACUUCUUCAUGACUGCCUCAUUGUAUUUCCAGGCUCGCCUCAACACGACAGAAUGGAGCAACAGCACCACGGUUGUCCGCAAAGAGUACUACUUCAACAACUGGAUGACCCUGCUGUCCCAGCUGCCCCUGCUGCUGUUCACCCUGCUCAACUCCUUCCUGUACCAUAGGAUAUCAGAGGCAGUGCGCAUCGCAGGCAGCCUGGUUUUCAUCCUGCUGCUCUUCAUCCUCACAGCAGUGAUCGUCAAGGUGCCCAUGGAGGAAGAUUGCUUCUUCUCCGUCACCAUGGCUACUAUCUGGUUCAUCAACUCCUUCGGGGCCGUGCUGCAGGGCAGUUGUUUCGGCCUGGUGGGUCUCCUGCCUCAGAAGUACAGCACGGUGUUCAUGAGUGGCCAGGGCCUCGCCGGGACCUUCGCUGCCAUCGCUAUGCUGCUCGCCAUCGCCAGUGAG
Messenger RNA from Notothenia coriiceps (black rockcod), 795 nucleotides. Its product is annotated as equilibrative nucleoside transporter 2-like. The record is from RefSeq and is a predicted model, not a curated record. The annotation marks the transcript as partial. The transcript has 6 exons. Gene Ontology annotation, cellular component: plasma membrane; basolateral plasma membrane. Lineage: Eukaryota; Metazoa; Chordata; Actinopteri; Perciformes; Nototheniidae. Gene Ontology annotation, biological process: thymine transport; adenine transport; uridine transmembrane transport. Gene Ontology annotation, molecular function: nucleoside transmembrane transporter activity.